AAAUGCGAGCGAAGGAAAAGCUUAUUACUAGAGGGUGGUUUGAGGCACGGCAAGCCUACCAGCAUAAAGUCAAUAUCGCCUGUCAGUUUUAGUCUUAACUUUCACCAUUAGUCCCUAAAGAAGAGGACAAAACACCCGAAAGAGAAACACGGACUAACCAGGAGCUGGACAGCAACAGGAGCUAACGAGCAGACCCUUUCAAGAUUCUUUGAAUAAACAGAAAGAAGUAGGGAAAAUGACCUAAUUAGCAGCAAGUGUGACGGGCAACCUCGUGCAAAUGUGUUGGUGGUAAUUCUCCCAGUUUCAUCCACGAGGGAGACACAUGCAUCAGAGCACAUACACAUACCACACAACUCCAAACUCUGCCCUUCCCUUCCUGCUAUCCUUCCCAGUCCUCCAUGGAUUCUUACAACUUCCACUUUGAGAGAAUGAGCAACGUGGACCUGCAUCCUCUGAGCCUGUCAGUCAGUCGGCUCUCCCCAGCCAAGUCCAACAGCAGCAUUGCUGACCAACUUGCCCAUCACCAACACGGCAAAGGAGACUCUGCUUAUAGCUCCUUCUCUGGAGGGUCUAAUGCCCCAGACUACCCCUCUCCCUUUCUCCCAGAAGACCUGCAGUCCAGCCACUUCAGCCACUAUGCUGAUCUUAAGUAUGUAAAGUCCAUCUACAACCCAACCCAGGUUCUCCAAUCUGACUCAAAGGCCAUGGACCAGAUCUAUCGCUCUGUUGAAGCUAUGUCACAGCAGUAUCGCAAUAAUACCAAUAACAAUGUUAACCAUAGCAAUCACCAUGGUAAUAAUAGUCUCCAUACCAACAACAAAGCACUAUCUAAGCAGGAUGCACCUAUUGAUCGUCCUCCUCCAGUCCCAACACGCCUGGAUAGUUUCAUUGCCACAAAAAACUUUGGAGAGCAGGAGCCAGCAGCACUGACCAACCAAUCGACUACAUGCACAUGAGCAGGGUCUGACUACCCAAGGCUUGAGGCGGCUAACCCAGAUACAGCAAACUUAAGCUUCAAUUCCGAGCCAGUGUUCUCCGUUUGGAGGGGCUCUCAUCAGCAGCUACCAAGCUACCAUCCCCACCUCCAGCCACAUGACCAGACCAGGGUGAACCAGCAGUUUAACCCAGAAUAUCUUUUCAUCACGGACAGAAAAUCUGCCUCUGAGCAGCAGAAGUCAACAAACAUUUUAAGCCGAUCGCCUCCCCGAGCCAUGAGCCAGCCUGACCACCUGAAGCCCAUACAGCUCCCAAACAAGCCCAGUGGUAGCAGUAACCACUUUGAGAAUCAUCGCAAACGGGCACACUCAGCUGACAAUUGGGUUAGCGCAGAGCCAACCCAAGCAGCAAGCCCCUGGAAUUCCAGACAGAGUUUUAUCAACAGCAGCAUUCAGCACAAGGGUCAAUUCUUUGUCACCGGAGUGUGUAAGCCGUCUGAAUCUGGUAUGAGGACACACUCUUCAUCAGUAUGUGGGUCUGAAACUGGUAGUGAGAGCUCCACUGUGUUGGAGACACACAGCCUAAGAGAAAACGAAAGAUCUCACAGCACAAUGGACAGUUUCUUUAAACCUCUCCAAGAGAGCUCUCGUUCUUCCAGUGGCAUGAUUUCAGAUGAGAAAGAGGCUUUCCAUUCUGUGUCCAGGUGUAAAGAGCUGUUCUCCAGUAGCCAGGACCAGGAGAACUGCAGGUUUUCCCUAACAUCAAUGCAGUCAUCUCAAAGCUUUGAUGCCUUGGAAGAAAUCGACAUGAUGCAUUGUCGAGACAUUGGUCGCCACACUGCCAACAACCCUAUAUUCUACUGUGGACCUGACAAAAACUGCCUUCCUGAUUCAACGAUGAAAAUGAAGGAGGUCACAACGCUAAGCAAUGAACAGACCAACCAUGCCAAGAAAGCGGACCAGGCAAGGAGAGGUAAACGGCAGCCCUUUGCAGAUGUAGCCAGUGAGAAGAUAAACAAAGAAACGACCCCGCUUCUGUACCACCUCACAGGAGCCAGUAGGGCAGCGUUACAGCCAAAAAAGGCUGUUGAUUUCAGUACAAAAGACAAGGACACUAUUCAAAACAAAACAGGAUAUGGCGAUGGGGUGGUUAUGGAUAAUGAGAGACAUCCAAAAAGUGACAAAAGCAAGAAUGAUAAUAAAGGGGAUAUUGUCUCUAGUGCCUGUAACACCUUGGAUGACUCAUUUAAAAAGUACUACAAAGAGAAGCUGAAAGAUGCCCAAUCUAAAGUCCUAAGAGAGACUUCAUUUAAAAGGAGGGACUUGCAGCUGUCAUGGCCACACCGCUUGAGGCAAAAUCUUGAGUUGAGGCCUACUGAUCACACUUUCUCUUCCUCGCAGGACUCUGAGACCUCCACAGACACGAUCACUCCCUCAUUGACCUCUGAGGGGACAGAGAAAAGUAGCAUAAAAGAAGAAAUCAGUGAGAAUCACAAGGAGAUGGAUAAAGAGACUGAAAAGGAAAAUGGAAAACCAGCAAAUGCUGCUCAGCCUCAGGUAGCACGCGUCGGAGGCAGAAGGCGCUUAACUCCUGAGCAGAAGAAGAUGUGCUACUCUGAACCAGAUAAACUCAACCAGCUUGGUAGUGCCCCAGUCCACUCUGCUUGCCGCUCCUUUGGCAACGAAAGUGAUAACGUAUUUGAUGUUGAGGAAGAGGAGCUUGUACAUCAGGGGGACCAGGGACUGGUCGCAGCAUGUAGGAAGAUUUUUGAGACGAGGAGUCGAGCCCUUUCAGCCUCUAGUGCUUCAAAGACGAACCUAAAACAUCUGCAACAAAAGGCCCUGGUGGAGUACAUGGAGCGCAAGACAGGUCAGAAAGUGGCAGAACCACAGCAACCAGCACCUCAGUUCACAACCCCAUCAAGACAGCGGCAUUCUCUAGGGGAGAAGCCAUUUGACUGGGGUGCAAAACCUCUAUCAGGAAACCAGGAAGGUAAAAACAUUAAGAAGAAACUUCACAGACCCCACUCUGCAGGACGAAUCCUUGACUCCUCCACCAGCUCAAUCAGGUAUGCCCAGUUUUUCUCAGCUCAGUCUUGUUCAGGCCAAUAUGCUGGCCAGUCUAAUCAAUCAAGAUGGAGGGAGAGCCAUGGUCCAUCUCAGGGGAAGUCUGCCUCAGUGGAGAGUCUCUUAGACCAGCCUGAAGUGCCUAGUUUCAUCAGGAACAGAUCCAAAUCCACACCACAUGCAUUUCAGGCACUCGAGAAGGAUCUGUUACCUGUUAAUGCUAUGGAAACCUGGAGUCCCCAGAAAAACAAUACAGAGGAUUCCUUAAGAAAGCCAUUACCUGAGGACCAACAGCGUGUCCGUGUGGUUGCACAGAGGGGGAAGUCCAUGGAAGAGCUCGGGGCCUCAAAGUUAACAAGAUUGUCAGCUUUGAGUAAAAGUUCUGAGCAGCUGGAUCAAAUAUCGAGACAUUUGACUGGACCAGGAGGACAGAACAGACACAAAAGGAGUGUUUCAUUCUUUGCUGAAGUCAGAGAGCCCCAGGGACAGGGAGGGAGGAAGAAGCAAAAUGUAACGGAGCAAGCUGACGAGAUGGAGGGUCUGGAGAAGAAAACUCAGGGGCAGACACAAACUCCAACCCAGAAAAAGUCUAUGUUGAAGCAGAACUCAGAACCAGAGCAAGAUGCCUCAGCAGGAACAAGGAACUCUAGUAGAUCCACCUCCCCGGCCUCCCGCUCUUCUUCCCGGGCCAGGGUUCACUCAGGAUCUCCUGGUUUCCACGGUCCUGUCACAGAUGAGUUCAAAUCCAGCAGGCCACCCAGUGAGACUUCAUCUAACCCACCUUCCCCCAGAGGUCCAGAUACCUGCGAGGGGGAGAUGAAAUUCACCUUGUCCACCCCCACCCAGACAAAGCUUUCUUAUGAAACCAGGCCUAGCUCCAGAGUCCGGACCGCUCCUCCUUCUCUGGCCGGAUCAGAGAGAGAGCAGUCAGUGGACGAACCCAGCAAUGAAACCUUAACAGCUGAGUCAAACCAUGAAGUCUCUCUAAGCUGCGGCGUCACCACAGAUCCAUCGCUGUGGACUGUCCCCUCAGAAGAAGAGAUCAAAGACGAAGUCCAAAUCUCAGAGCUGACAGACAACGUUUUUGAAGAGGAGUCCACCACCUCAGCCCCCCCAACAGAGACAAGUAAUACCUCUGUGUCUCUGUCCACCUCCGUCUCAGACACAGAUGUCAGUCAGCAGGUGGAGGAGGAGAAAAAUUCAGAAACAGAAGAUGAGAAGCCCAAAGAGAACCAGGAGCUGGAGGAGAGGGGGACACCAGCGGGAGAGACUGAAACCCAAGACAGGCCCAUUGAGCGACCUAAGUGGGAGGAGCUCGUAGAAGUAGUGGUGAAUGCCGACCAAUCACUGGCCAGAGUGCUUUAUCCACUUACAAAUCGUAAGACAGCGCUGAUGCUGAUGGAGCAGCUGCUAUCAGAGGACACGCUGCUGAUGGAGGAGCACUACAAGAAGAAACAGGAGCAGAGGGAAGGCUGUGAAAGUGCCGAAACAGUUAAAGGGACUGUACCUCCUCCUUGUCCUUCUGCUCCACGCAGCUCCACAUCUCAGAGUACAGACCCGCCGAGCAAAGAUGACCUCACUGAGAAGAAGCAGCAGUUGGUGAACCAUAUCGAGGCACGUCUAAAAUCACUGGAAGAGACCCGUGACACCCUCCAGAUAGAAAUUCAGGACAAUGUGGCCCACGGUGAGACCCUGGAGGUUCUUGUCCGUGAGUGCUGUGUGCCUGUGGAGCAGGAAAGGUACAACCUCUUCAUAGGAGACUUGGAGAGGGUGGUCAACCUGCUGCUGUGCCUCUCUGCCCGGCUGGCCAGGGUACAGAACGCCCUGAGCACAGUGGACCAACACACCGAUGCUGAGGAGAAGCAAUCCCUGGACAGUCGCCAUCGUCUGCUGUGCAAACAGAGGGAGGACGCCAAAGACCUGAAAGAUAACCUGGACCGGAGAGAGAACCUGGUCUCCACCUUCCUCUCUCGCCAGCUGUCGGCCGAGCAGCUGCAGGACUACCGGCGCUUUGUCCAGACCAAGGCGUCGCUGCUCAUCCGGCAGAAAGACCUGGAGGAGAAGCAGAGGCUGGGAGAGGAGCAGCUGGAGGCGCUUUCCAACAGUCUGAAUGUGUGAGGAAGGAGGAGGGACAACGGAAAGCACUGAUUCCUCCUUUCUUUUUUUUUUUAACUUGCCCUGAUGGAGGGAUGAAUGGUUCUAAAGGACAUGCAGAGGAGUUUGGAUGUACAUGUAGACAGUAGUCCAGCAGGUAUCUCCAACCCUUUGCACCGGGUCUUAUGUGCUUAAGAAGAGUUUGACUGGCUAUCGGUAGACCCAUCUUGCUGUCUGCAUUCCUCUCAUAACGCAAUGUCGAACAAGAUAUGAACAAUCAAGACUAUAAAGACUGAAGCUCCUUGCCUUUUUUGUCUCCUACUGAGCAUGCCCAGAUUGCUCAUCUAAUCACCGCCCUUCGUCUUUCGCACAGUCUUCAAGACCUUUACCAAUAUUUUGGACAUGUUUGUAUUGACUUAAAGCAGACGAAUGACAUUUCUUUCUGUGUGCCUUGAUAUCUGCGGAAUGUUUUCCAUUAGUGCUGCUGGUUGGAAACUUUGCGUCCCUUCUUAGCUCCAGCUACUGUCCUCAACUUUUCAUUCAGACGAUAGUUGUUGAAAGCCCUGUAUCUGCACCUGAGGAAACCUUCUAUGAGCUUUAAGAUUGUAUUUUGACCAGUGAGAAGGCUUCAGUUAAAGUGGGUAGCCUGAGAGUGGGCAGUGUACUGUAUCAUGUCAGUGAAAAAUGUACUAUAGAUGUAGUUUAUUUUAAUCUUCUUUUUUUAAUGUACUUUAAGAUGUUUCAAAUUAAGGCACUAAAAACCAAAAAGGGUGAAUGAAAAAAAAAGCACUUUGUACUGAUAUGUGAAUGCACAUUUCAGCAAAAUCCGAUUUGUUUCUGCAUAAUCUCAAGUGAAAGCCUUACUCCAUCCAUUCAAACAAUAUUUCCACUUUACUUCUUUCUCUCUGUUUCUUGUUAUAAUGUUGAAUAGGAAUGUUGUAAUAGUGUUCUGAAAAGGUACAUGAGCACACCCCAGCAACAUUAAGGAAUGUGUCCAAAUUCUUCUCCGGCUUAUUUCAUGCUUAAUGUUAUUAAGUCUUGAUGAUUUCAUGCUGGAACGGUUCCUCAUACGGAAGCAGUAAACCUCUUGAAAGCAGAUUAUAAGUAAGCAACAAUUAUUUCCUUCCAAUGUCUCUUUGUCGCAGGAGUGACACGUGAUACUUGAAAUACUUUUUAAAGAAGUCCACAAUCUUCACUUCAGGUGUCUUAAAACUAAAAUUCUAUUCUCUACCUCCACUGUUUUUCCCCUCUUUAGACACAUGUAAUCUUCAGGUUUAUUUAAAUGAACACUCUGAAUCAAGUUACUUUCCCCUCAUUCUGUCAAGAAUAUCACUUUUUAAAAACUGCUAUACGUCAUUGGCUUCUAUGGUUGUAUUCAUUUCUAUCUAUGGACGUUUUGAACCGUCAGAGUUGUUUUUAGAGGUGUGUGAAGUGUUCCUCUACAUGUGCGGUUUGUGUGUCUUUGCUUGGAAUCAUGAAUGUCUUCACUUUGUGUGUGUAGAGAUUAGUCACAGGAAAGACAGAACUCCUCUUGGUGUUUGCUGUGUAUGAUUGUUUUUUUUUUAAACUCCUUGUAAGUCUUUAAGUGAUCAAAAUCCUCCCUCAGGAAAGCACACCUGUUGGAUUUACUAAAAAAAAAAACAAACAGAUCAAGCGUUUGGGUUGCUUGUUGUUUUAAUGACAUUUAAAUGAUUGUGACCUCAAAGAGGCAAAGCGUCAUCAACAGAUAUAACAAACUCAAAAAUAAAAAUACAUCAGUAACUUGUCAACAAUGUAAAGAAAAAUAAACAACUAAAACCAGUUUUUCCACAGACACUAGAAACCCCUCUACACCUUCACCCCUAAAGCAUUUCUUUGGAGAUUUAGGUCCGGCCUGUUUCAGUUUGCUAAACAAAUGUAUGUUUGUUUUGGCUUUAGUGCUGACGCAGGGCUGAAGGGGUAGAAAGACUCAUGUUGUUUCCUGAAGCCUGCAGGAAUUCCUGAAAGUAUGCAAAAGACAGACUUUUUUUGGAAUAAGAAAGAAAGACUGGGGAAGAAAGUGUGAGGGAAAAGCUCCCACAAAAGGAGCAGCACAUGGAGAAAUAAUCCUUUUAGUUCUUGCUGCGUGUGCAUGCAUACUAACAAAUGUUUGACAAAUUCCCGAGUCAUUUCUCAUUUCUGUCUUUCAAUCAAAGCAGUGCUUUGUCAUGGUCGCCGUUAAUUUUUUUAAUUGGAUAUUUGUUUAUGUGGGCUGUUUGUUGUUUGUUUCAAGAACUGGAUGCAGUGCAACAUUAAUACGAGCAGAACUUGUUUUAAAACCGUGAUGGAAGCCACAUUUUCAGCUGUAUUUCCAUGACUUUUGAGUGUGAGUUGUUUUUUUUUGUGCCUGUUUGGAGUUAUAAAUUCCAUGAUGUUUGUAAUAUUGUGAAUAAAUUAAGCUCUCCCUCUCUA
This is a messenger RNA of Labrus bergylta (ballan wrasse), 7526 nucleotides long. NCBI's taxonomy places the organism in Eukaryota, Metazoa, Chordata, Actinopteri, Labriformes, Labridae. The record is from RefSeq and is a predicted model, not a curated record.